This is a messenger RNA of Plasmodium adleri (nom. inval.), 663 nucleotides long. RefSeq names its product Plasmodium exported protein (hyp12), unknown function. The coding region runs from base 1 to 663 and encodes 220 amino acids. The record is from RefSeq and is a predicted model, not a curated record. The transcript is spliced from 2 exons. Lineage: Eukaryota; Apicomplexa; Aconoidasida; Haemosporida; Plasmodiidae.
AUGGUUGUUCUAAAAAACGUGUUGGUUAUUUCUCCUAUAUUCUUUUAUAUAUUAAUACCUCAGAAUGAUAUUCAACAAAUUGUUAUUCAAAAACAAGAAAUCAUAUUCAAUGAGACAAAUAUAAUACCUUUUAGAUCAUUGGCACAAUCCUCCAUAGCACAUCCACCAAAAAGUCAUAAAAAGAAAAAAAUAAAUGAAAACUCCCACGAUUCCUCUAGUACCAAUAAUGAAAAUACUGAAAUGACACAAAAUGAAGAUUGCCAAUCAACAUCACCAAGAAAUGGAAGGGAAAAAUCAUCAAGAACUAAUCCAAUAAAACCAACUGAGAGUAAUGAGCAAAGACAUAACACAGGUCCAUCAAAUAAUGUAGAUAAUAAAACAGAUAUCUUUUAUAUGUUAAAUCGUUCCAGGAUAGAACAUGCAUAUCAUUUAAUAGACACGUUAGAUCUUAAAAAUCGUAUCAAAAAUGAUUUUAAAGUAUUUAUUUAUUUAUAUUUAACAAACAAAUAUGCAAGAAAACAAUAUGAGUUAUACAGAUCUAUUAAAAGACAUAUUAAAAAAUACCAUAAUCAUCCUGAACUUAGUUUUCUUAUAGAUUUUCCAAAUGUAGAAGAAGAACUUUAUUAUAAAUGUUACCCUCAGAGACAAAAAUAUAGACAAUAA